Molecule: messenger RNA, 906 nt
Organism: Fraxinus pennsylvanica
Lineage: Eukaryota; Viridiplantae; Streptophyta; Magnoliopsida; Lamiales; Oleaceae
Source: the annotation of a GenBank genome assembly
AUGGCGAUAAUUGGAGAUGCAUUGCGGCAGGCCUUCAUGCCGAAACACGAGUACGAGAGCCUUAGAGAAGAGGAUAAGGCGUGGUGCAAGCUGCAGAAGCCGUUAAUUGUCUCUGCAUUGAUGGUAUUAUGUGUUUCUGUUUUGAUUUCAGCUGUAAUUAGCUUGAGGAUAGUGUUUCCUAAGGAUAAUUUGAGACGACCUUUCUGCGGCGAGUUUCGGAAUCAGCGAUUCUUGGUUAAUUUCACUAUGGAAUCUGGUGGUAACGGUGGAGACGGGGACAGCGAGAUGGAUCUGUUGCCCGGGGCGUUUGUUAUGACGGAUCAGGAGACGGUUGAUUAUUACUGGAUGGUCGUUUUUAUGCCAUCGGCUAUGAUUUUCGCGGUGUCGGCAAUUUACUUAGUUGCAGGAAUUACUGUUGCCUGUGCUGCUCCUGCAAAACACAUAUGCUUGAAGGUGGUUGAGAAUAAUUACUGUGCUUCUAGAAGAGGAGGUGUACGCUGUCUAUCCAUCCUAAACGCCACGUUUGCCAUCAUAUUCGGUCUUCUUGCACUAAUCCUUGGUUCAACUCUCCUCACGCUGGGCAGCAGCUGCUCAUUGCCGUUGUUUUGGUGCUAUGAAAUCGCAUCAUGGGGGCUGGUAGUUCUGUAUGGAGGAACUGCCUUCUUUCUAAGAAGUAAAGCAGCUGUAAUUCUUGACGAGAAUGACUUUGCUAGAAGGAAUAUUGGGUUGGAAAUGCUCGAAAUAAAUCCAGUGGAAGUCACACCCCAGGUGGAGAGACGUGUGAACGAAGGUUUUAAGUCAUGGAUGGGGCCAUCUUUCCUAUCCUCAGACGAGGAAGAUGAAUCGGAUGACUAUCAGGAAGUGCCAAAUCUGACACGUACAAUCUCCAGCAGGCAGAGAGUGUGA